Messenger RNA from Panicum hallii, 1170 nucleotides. Its product is annotated as BTB/POZ and MATH domain-containing protein 1-like. NCBI's taxonomy places the organism in Eukaryota, Viridiplantae, Streptophyta, Magnoliopsida, Poales, Poaceae. Gene Ontology annotation, molecular function: protein binding. The record is from RefSeq and is a predicted model, not a curated record. The transcript has a single exon. Gene Ontology annotation, biological process: protein ubiquitination. The coding region runs from base 1 to 1071 and encodes 356 amino acids.
AUGACGAUGCCCACGACGGUGUCGACGUGCACCGCGGUGACGGAGCAAGGCAAACAUGUCUUUGAGAUCUUUGAUUACAGCAAGCAUAGGGGUAUGGGCACCGGGGAGUUGAUCAGGUCAGGAACAUUCUCCGUCGGUGGAUUCGACUGGGCCAUCCGCUUCUACCCCGACGGGUUCGCCACGAUGAGCAGAGAUUACAUCUCGGUUUAUCUCGAGCUCUUGGGCAAGGACACCAGAGUGCGGGCCAGCUGCGACCUGAGCCUGGUCGACCAGACCACCGGGCUGCCGACUUCUGUGCACAAGACAGAUCUGAGGGUGUUCAAUUCCGGUGAUCUUAGCAGAUUUGCUCCACAGUGUGACUUGUUCAUGCGCCGGGGCGUGUUCGAAGCGUCGCCGUACCUUCGGGAUGAUCACCUCACCAUCCAAUGCAUUGCUACAGUAAGGAAAGGACCACAGGUAUCUGCACCUGUGUUACUGGAUGAAAUUGAGGUCUCGCCAUCCAACAUUGCGGAGCAUCUUUGGAACUUUCUGGAUGCAGGGGAGGGAGUAGAUGUCAGAUUCAGUGUUGGAGGAGAGACCUUUGCAGCACACAAGGUCGUGCUUGCGAUGAGGUCACCGGUUUUCAAAGCGGAGCUGUUUGGGCGAAUGAGGGAGGCGAAGGAACAGCUAGUGACCAUCGAAGAGAUGCAACCGGAAGUUUUUAGAACCCUGCUGCAUUUCAUCUAUACCGAUUCUUUACCUGACAUGGAUGGUUCGGAGGGAGAUGCCGAUAGAGAAAUGAUCCAGCAUUUGCUCGUGGCUGCUGAUAGAUAUGCUGUGGACAGGCUCAAAUUGGUAUGUCAAAGCAUUCUUCGUAAUAACCUUGAUGUCGAGACUGUAUCAGCUACAAUGGCAUUGGCAUAUCAGCAUAAUUGCGACAGGCUUAAAGAUGUUUGCCUAGAGUUUAUCACCAGUUCAUCAAGUGUGAUGGAUUCAGUGGUAGCAACACAAGGUUAUAAGAAUCUGAAGACAACCUGCCCUUCUGCACUAGUAGAUUUAUUUGAGAAGUCGAGGAAGUUACAUAAAGCAUAAGGAGCUCAUAUCUAGCUGUGCAUCAGUGUUAGUUCUUAAUUUAAAUUACACCAAAUAGUUUGAGAGAUUCUGCCAGAGAAGUUUGUUAUAAUUUUAACA